This is a messenger RNA of Pecten maximus, 1005 nucleotides long. RefSeq lists its product as uncharacterized. The transcript is spliced from 3 exons. Bases 1 to 1005 code for a protein of 334 amino acids. NCBI's taxonomy places the organism in Eukaryota, Metazoa, Mollusca, Bivalvia, Pectinida, Pectinidae. The record is from RefSeq and is a predicted model, not a curated record.
AUGAAUUCUGAAGUAGGUUGUGAGGACAACACAAGGUCUGAAGUAGACUGUGAGGACAACACAAGGUCUGAUGUAGGCUGUGAGGACAACACAAGGUCUGGUGUAGGCUGUGAGGACAACACAAGGUCUGAUGUAGGCUGCUGUGAGGACAACACAAGGUCUGAUGUAGGCUGUGAGGACAACACAAGGUAUGAUGUUGGCUGUGAGGACAACACGAGGUCUGAAGUAGACUGUGAGGACAACACAAGGUCUGAUGUUGGCUGUGAGGACAACACAAGGUCUGGUGUAGGCUGUGAGGACAACACAAGGUCUGAAGUAGACUGUGAGGACAACACGAGGUCUGAUGUAGGCUGUGAGGACGACACAAUGUCUGGUGUAGGCUGUGAGGACAACACAAGGUCUGAAGUAAAGUUUGAGAGUAAUACAAUGUCUGGAGUGGAUUGUGAGAGUAUUACAAUGUCUGAAGUAGACUGUGAGAGUAUUACAAUGUCUGAAGUGGAUUGUGAGAGUAUUACAAUGUCUGAAGAGGACUGUGAGAGUAAGACAAUGUCUGAAGUAGACUGUGAGAGUAUUACAAUGUCUGAAGUGGAUUGUGAGAGUAAUACAAUGUCUGAAGUAGAAUGUGAGAGUAAUAAAAUGUCUGAAGUAGAAUGUCCAAGCUCAGGACAGUAUCCAGGUAGUUCGACUCUGUCCUGUGCUGGGCGAGAGCCAAGUUCAGGACACAAUGUCCAGGUAGUUCGACUCUGUCCUGUCCUGGGCGAGAGUCAAGCUCAGGAUAGUAUCCAGGUAGUUCGACUCAGUCCUGUGCUGGGCGAGAGCCAAGCUCAGGACAGUAUCCAGGUAGUUCGACUCAUUCCUGUGCUGGGCGAGAGCCAAGCUCAGGACAGUAUCCAGGUAGUUCGACUCUGUCCUGUCCUGGGCGAGAGCCAAGCUCAGGACAGUAUCCAGGUAGUCGACUCUGUCCUGUCCUGGGCGACAGCCAAGCUCAGGACAGUAUCCAGGUAG